Molecule: messenger RNA, 6947 nt
Organism: Esox lucius (northern pike)
Lineage: Eukaryota; Metazoa; Chordata; Actinopteri; Esociformes; Esocidae
Product: C2 domain-containing protein 2
Exons: 14
Coding region: 933-3908 (991 amino acids)
Source: RefSeq, a predicted model, not a curated record
GCCACAUCAUGUUAUCAAGUUUUCGAUGUCGGUAAUCGUCGGUUUCAGACUGAGAUGUUCUGCAAGCUUGUUAUUUGGCUUAGUAUUUAGGUAGCUGACGACUUCAAGGACUUCAAAUUAUUAUUUUAUUGCCUGGACAUUGCCACACAUUACUCUGGGUUGGAUUUACACCAUGGACGCGAGAAAUGAUGCAUGGACAAAAUAUUUUGGACUAUUUACUAUGAGCUUGCCCACUAGUCGCAGCUAGAUUUCUUGCUACCGACGUUAGCUAAUAAUUUACAAGCUAACGUUAGUAUAGUACUCUAGCUAUUUGAAUGAGAGAAAAGUCUGGUCUGAUGCUAGCUAGCUAACAUUAGCUAAGUUAGCUAGCUAACUUUUGCUCGAAGCUCGAAGCUAUGUUUAGCUAACUUACUGUUGUUGGCUAGCAUUGCUAGGGGCUAGCUAGCAACGUGGAGCUAGUUUUGUCUAGCUACUGUACUGUAACUUGUUCGAAUAAUGUUUUGAAAACUGUUUCAGCUAGCUAAUGUUUUCAGUACUGUAGCUAGUUGCAAUAUUCAAGGAAACCACUUCUGCGAUUUUGUAUCAUGAUAGCUAGCAGUAAUGGAACAACCAGUUUAUUUUAACGCACUCAUCUCUUCUCAUAUUUUCGUUGACGGUUAAGCCUCCAACAGUAACCAUAAUAUUGACAGUAGGUUAACCUAAGCUUGCAUUAAGUCAUUGGUUCAGUGGUUGAACUGAUGGUGACAAGACUAGUUCCAAUUGUAUUGCUAUAAAAGCUGGGUCCAGUCCUUAGUUGGCAGCUAAUACUACUUAUCAUAAAUGAACGAGGCUUUCCUGCAGAUACAGCAUUAAACAAUGUUUUUAUAUUGUCUUUCUUUAAUGGGGGCAUUGUCAUUAGCUAAAUAAAUAGCUAGCUAAACAAAGUUGCAAAAAUGUCUGACCCAGAAAAUCCCUUUUCGAAUUCUAGUUUGGGAGACUUGGAUUCAGAAAAUCUGACUUUAAGUUCUGAUUUGGGGGACCUGCAAUGGCUCUGCAUGAUUACACUGUUCAUUGCCUCCAUCAUUACAUUGAUACUGUAUCUGAUACAGUAUUUUUACGGAGAUCUACGGACACAAAAGCCUGAGACCAACAAUGCAAUUUUGGAGGAAGCGGACACUCUGGGAUGGGCGCUGUCACUGAAAAGCUGGAAAAGUCAAUGGAGAGCAGCUUGGUGCAGAGCGUUGAAUGACAAAUCUAGGAAUUCUUCGAGCCCAGUGCAACUAACAUUUGAAGAGGAUGGUCUUCAGUCAUCAGAGCUGAUGGUUGGUCAAGUGUCUAGCCUCCAGAAGUCUGCUGGUCAGAAGGCUGCACAGUGCAAGGUGGUUGGGGACAAUCUUCAGUUCUCCCUCUGUGCUUCACCAUCAGCCAUGUCUCCAGGAGAGCCCUGUAUGUACAGUGUGAAGAUAUCUCCAGUUGAAUUUCAGUUGGACUUGCAGAUGAAGGAGUCUGAAGGGGAAGUCCAAAUAUGUUGGGGCGUGGGCCAUCUGGAGACAUGGGACCUGCAGCUUAUUCCCAUCUCCACAGAGGACAAUGCCACCGGUCCCUCUGUAGCAGCAGUAAAGGACAGGCUGAAACAGCUGCUCUGCACUGUGCGUCCCUCUCUGAUUCUAAGUUGCAGGCCUGCCGAGGCCACAGGGGCCAAGGUGGCAAGUCACAAGAUGACGUCUCCACCUAAGCCGCCCCGCGCUCAUGACUGGAAGCUGCUGGUGAAGAAUAUCCGGGUGACGUUUAAGGACCUGGAGGACGGUGCUGCUGGCAGUAUGAAUCCUCUGUGUGUUCUGCAGCUAGAUGACCCCAAACAGAAAUUCUCCACUUCAGUUUUUCAAAACACAGCCAGCCCAGCCUGGGAUCAGCCCUUCAUCUUUGAGCUGAAUGGAAGAUCAAAAGAGCUCAAUAUUCAGCUUCUGGAUGAUGGGAUACCUCAGGACAACGCCUUACUGGGUCAAGUGUCUGUGCCUUUUGAUCUAGUGAAGAAACAGCCCAAAGGACAGCAAACUUUUGCACUCAUGACCAAAGACCGAGUGACGGGGUCACUUACUACUGAGUUUACUUACCUAGAGCCCAGUGAGCUGCGUUCGUGGCAAACCCCUACUCCAGCCCUUACUAAGAGAGUGGAGAUGGACCGCACAGUAAUGCCCUGUGGUACUGUGGUCACCACAGUCACUGCAGUUAAGAGUAAACCAGGUCGACCUCUACCACCGGGACCUGGCGCAGGUACAGCCCUGCUGACCCCCCUGAAGCCUCCCAUUAAGUCCAAGCUAUCAUCUCGGAGGGUGUCAGAACAGCCAUCAAUGCUUGGGACCAUGGGGAGCAAGGCCCUGUCCGCCUCUGACACAGAGCUGCUCAUGCUGAACGGGACCGACCCGGUGGCGGAGGCUGCUAUCCGCCAGCUUCACGAGUCGGCCAAGCAGAAGCUCAAGUCCCCUGUGAAGAAGAGCACCAUCAUCAUCUCAGGAGUAGCUAAGACACCUCUGUCUCAGGAUGAUGAAAUGGCUAUGAUGGCCGGCUAUGCUGCUGCAAUGGAUGCCUCCAUGUCGGAGUCGGGUUCUCAGGAGAUCGCUGUGGCGACAGUAGUUGCUGCCAGUAGCAUCCCCCCAGAGUCUUUGGCGGCGGCCUCCAACGAGGGCCUCAGUGGAGUUGCCCAGGCUCCAGAUCAACAGGCCCCAGAAGACUGGGAGAGCCAAGCAGGAGAGGAGCCAGAUCCAGACAGACAUGCAGACAAAACCUCCAUGUCCCUGUGCAUCUCAGAGUCUGGCUCCAAGAAGAGCAGAGAAGAAACCAGUGCUAACCAAAAAUUCUAUCCUGAAGAGAGGCAGCUUCCUGCACAAGAGUGCCAAGCUGUUCUUCCGUCGGCGGCGCCAGUGCAAGGACCCUGGGAUGAGUCAGUCCCACAACGACCUGGUCUACCUGGAGCAGCCUGUGAUGGUGGACCGGGAGAAACGCACGGCCACCUUCAGCCGGAUGCUGAACCGCAAGCUGUUGCCCAAGAGCAGGAGCAGGAUCAACGGCUCCACUACCCCCCAGGGGGAGCAAGACGCGGCCUGACCCCUACGCCUCCUUCCCAACCACCCUCUCCUUCCUCUCCUCUGGUUCUCCCUCCCUCUACACCGCCUCCCUUACCAGCCUCUCCUGUGGUCUUCCAUCCUCCCACGCCUCUUCCCCUACCACCCUCUCCUCCUUCCUCACCUCUGGUGCUCCUUCCCUCUACGCCUCCUCCACUAUCACCCUCUUCUGUAGUCGUCCGGCUCCCUACACCUCCUUCCCAACCACCCUCUCCUUCCUCUCCUCUAGUCCUCCGAUCCCCCACGCCUCCUCCCCUACCACCUUCUCCUUCCUGUCCUCUAGUCCUUCAACUCCCCACACCUCCUCCAUUACCACCGUCUCCUUCCUGUCCUCUAGUCCUCCACCCCCCCACGCCUCCUCCCCUACCACCUUCUCCUUCCUCUCCUCUAGUCCUUCAACCCCCCACGCCUCCUCCCCUACCACCUUCUCCUUCUUGUCCCCUAUUGCUCCAACCCCCCACGCCUCCUCCAUUACCACUUUCUCCUUCCUGUCCUCUAGUCCUCCAACCCCCCAUGCCUCCUCCAUUACCACCUUCUCCUUCCUGUCCUCUAGUCCUCCAACCCCCCACGCCUCCUCCCCUACCACCUUCUCCUUGCUGUCCUCUAGUCCUCCAACCCCCCACGCCUCCUCCCCUACCACCUUCUCCUUCCUGUCCUCUAGUCCUCCACCCCCCCACGCCUCCUCCCCUACCACCUUCUCCUCAUCCUUCCUAUCCUCUGGUCCGCCAAUCCCCCACACCUCCUUCCCUACAACCCUCUCCUUCCCCUUCCUGUCCUCUGAUUCUCCACCCUCCCACACCUCUCUAGUCCUCAACCUCCCAUGCCUCCUUCCCUACCACCCUAUCCUUCCCCUUCCUGUCCUCUGGUCCUUCACACCCACACGCCUCCUUCAACAACCUUGCACUGACUGAGAGAUACCACUUCUUGAUCCAUGAAUCUUCUAUUAUAGAUUAAGAAGCCGUAUUUAAGAAAAAUAUUGUAUUUAUCUCCCUUCUGCUCUUCCUCCAUCUUAACCUUUCAUUGGAGCAGAAAUAUUUUACAGAUGGAGGGUUUUUGAGUGAUGCUAUUUAGAAUGAUUUUAAUACCACUUCAUGAUUUUUUUGUAUUGUAAUUUUUUUGUUUUGCAUUCUGCAUUUGUGACCUUCUAAACCAUGAGAAGAACUACUGGUGGCCAACCAGGAUCCUAGUCCAAUCAGAGGGUAGGAAGAGCACCCUUGACCUUUAAACUCUGGACGGGUCUCAUGGACGUUGGCCAAGAGGGACCAAAGGAGAGAAGAGUGGUGUUGACAUUUGCACAUUUCUAGAAACAUAUUUUCUCAGUUGUACACUUAAGCUUUGACUCGUGCUUUAAAGAUGCAAUGAAAAGAUCUGCUCUAGGUUAGCUAUAUAAAUACUAAGCGGCUUGUGUUGGCCUUGUGUAUAUAUAUUUACACUGCUUGCAGUGUAGACCAAGGGUGCCAGUUGGUUCCACUGCACGGGUUGAUACUAGUUUGAGAUGAUGACGACGACGAUGAUGAUGAUACAAGACUUAUCUCAGAUUAAUUCAUUUACGAACCUCAAAGACUCAUGCCAGACAAAAUAUCAUUCAUUAAGUUAUGACACAGCUUUGAGAUAAAUAUCAUUAAUCAGUUAUCUCAAAAACAGUGAAACUGUUCAUAAUCUUUAUUUUUUUAUAGUUUUAGAAUAUCCAGAAUACACUAGUUCAAACAAAAAACAUUACAGUAACAUCAUGGAGAACAUGAACAUUUUAGUAUAAGACUUUUACGUUUUUAUUUUGAUCACUUUACUUCUAAGAAUGAUGUUUCAAAUUAUAUGCAAUUUCCUCUAGUCUUCCGACCAAAAUAUUUCCUCUCUACACUACAACUCUGUCUGGGUUGGUGAGGCUGAAAAUAGAACCUGGAUGUCUUUGUGCUGGGAGCGGGAACCAACGUGACACCACCCCAGGCAUACUUGUUCCAGUGUUCACCGUUUCACUCACUGAAUGACUUUUUUGCUAUGUUUUUUUGAAUGAAAUGUAUCAGAGCUUUAUACAUUGCCUUGACAAAAGUGAUAAUGAAAAUGGUUGGGAUAUCUGAAUGGUUUUACUGCUUUUGGCUUUUACCUAGCUAAAGAUUUUUCUGUUUUUUGUCUAAAAUAGGUAGAUUAAAUUAGCGCGAUCUUCAGUAUCAGUUCCCAUUAUGUUAACUGCUGUUUUUCUUCUCAGUGAAUUAACCUCCUGAAAGGACCGCUAUACUUCUAUGAACUUUAUGGCAGUACUCAAGAGGGACAUAGUCAGAUGCCGUUCUGUUUACAGUGCUUUUGAAAAGACUAAGGAACCCUUUUACCAGUGUAGUAGUGACAAACUGUAGUGGGAGUACCUCUUGAAAAUUGUGAAUUUUUUUGUUCAGGUAUGAACAGUUUUAGAAUGACCUGCCACCUGUGUUAUUCUGGCUAUUAGGUUUUUUUCAGAGGACUUGUGGCUGUAUGGCUUGAAUGGCUUUUAGAUUAGAUAAAGAGGUGCCAGUUUGAUUCUUCCUCUCAAUCUAUAUGAAAACGAUCUAAUCGAAGACCUGUUUUUAUCAUAUCCAUGAAUGACUGACUUACUGAUUGAUCACACUUGUUGCUGAAAAACAUUGCAUGUCAUUUAUGUUCUAGAACCACGGCAUUAUUUACAUUCUCUUCUGCAGAUACUGUAUAGUUUAUAUUGGAACAGUGGUGUCAAAUAUUGACUUAGUGCUGGUAGGGUUUCCAAUGGCCCAACUCCUCCCUGUUUUGUUAAGAUCUUUUUUUUAGAGCCAUCUUGUAGAUUGAGAUGUAUGCCAAAGCCCAGAGUCAUCUUAAAACCUUGUUCAAACGUCUGAAAGGAAAUAUGGGACGUUUUAACUGUAAGAUUCUAACUCCUAAGCCUGAUAUCAUGACUGCUGACAUGAUCAAGAUUAUGCAUUUCAUUAAGUAAAUCCAUCUAUGUUGAAUCGCUUCUUGAUAGUAACCGUUUUAGAUUAUAAGAAAACCUCCCAUAUAUGCAAAAUUAUAAAUGUGCUCACAUAGUGACUCAAUCAGACCAUUAGAUUUUAAAUGAAAAGCUUACAAACAGGCUCAAACUAUAGAAGAAUGUCUUUGAAAAUGUUUACCCAAGUUACAAUUUCCCAGUGCUUAGACUUUAAUAUUUUUUUUAUGUUGUAGAUUAGAGCCUCUUUUAGUUUUGUGUUGUUUGCCAUCUGUUGAGACCACAUGCUCCUGAAUACAAGGUGGGUGUCAUCUUCAGCUAAUAAAUUGGGGUUACAUUUGAAAUGUAGAUUUUUCAAAGUAAAUGGGUGGUUAGAGGGCCACACAGAAGAAUGUAGACUUGAAUGUGUAUGUCUCUUAAGUGACACCCACCCUUUAAUAAAAAGCUUGUGUCUUCGCUGUUCUUGGACUCUACGUAAAAACCUUGAAAUUAUAAAACAGCUCGACAACCCUGUUUGUAAGCUUUCAAAUUAGGUCAAAUCCAGACACUUUUUCCCCUUUCAUUAGGAAAUGUCUUGUGAUAGAGUGGGUCAUGGAAAAUGUGUCCUCUUUGAACACUUCCUCCUGUAUGUUUUGGCAUUCAGGUUCAAAAAGUCUGUCUGAUCGCUUUUGCUGGGAAAUUGUUCAUGAAGAGAGUUUAAAUCAAAAGGAAAAAUUUCAAAAAGUAAUUAAAUCAAAAUGGAUUUACUAAGUAUAUGAUAAAACUGCUUCCUGACAUUUAAUAUUGGCGUUGGCUCUGAAAUGCACAGAACCUGUUUGCCUGCUGAUAUUGAAUUUCAGCCAAAGCCACGCAGGGAUUAUUACCAGUUAUUGACAUAUCAGGUUUAUCCUCUUAAGCAAUAAAUAUUGACUAAACAACCA